This is a messenger RNA of Guillardia theta CCMP2712, 1683 nucleotides long. RefSeq lists its product as hypothetical. Gene Ontology annotation, molecular function: RNA binding. Lineage: Eukaryota; Cryptophyceae; Pyrenomonadales; Geminigeraceae. The record is from RefSeq and is a predicted model, not a curated record. Gene Ontology annotation, cellular component: ribonucleoprotein granule; mitochondrial matrix. Gene Ontology annotation, biological process: regulation of mitochondrial mRNA stability; mitochondrial RNA processing. Bases 1 to 1683 code for a protein of 560 amino acids. The transcript has a single exon.
AUGUCGGGCCGUUGGCAUGCCGACGGAGCUCGAGGGCUUUUGAUGGCCCUGCGGCCCGAGGGGAAGGAGGAGGGGAGGGCGAGGCAAGUGAGGAGCAGGAGGAAGGAGACAGCCGUUGUGUCGUCGCUGCAUCCUGUGGCGAGGAACUACAAGCAGGAGAGGUUCACCCCCGGGAUGCAGUCGGCGAGGUCGCUCAACUCGAAGAUCAGGAGGAGCGCAAGCAUGGCCUCUCUCUGCAGCCUCGUGGAAGACAAUCGGGGGGAGCUCAACAACGUCAACGUGGCUACGGCCUUCUACAUGCUGGCGAAGCUGCAGCCGAGGCGCGCUGGGGCAGGAGGAGAGGAAAGGAUGGAGAUGCAGGAGUCGCUUGCGGUGCUGGGAAGUCAGGCGAUGGAGAUGAUCUCCUUCUUCGACCAGCAGCAGGUCGCCAAUGUCCUCUGGUCCAUCGCCAAGAUGGAUCGCCCAGCUUGCGACGAGCUGGUGGUUGCGCUGAGGCGACGAGCUGCCGUUCUGAUGCUCCGUGGGGAGUUUGCGCCUCAGCAUGUGGCCAACAGCCUGUGGGCGCUGGCGAAACUUGGGGAGAGGAUUGAGGGGGAGCUGGCAAGGGCCGUGAGAACCGCCAUGCUUAAGGAGGUGGAGGGGCUGAGCGCGCAGGAGACGGCGACGAGCAUGUGGGCGAUGGCUAAGGUCGGUUUCGACCCCGGGGAGGAGGUGAUGAGAACGCUUGUUGGGCAUGCAAACGAGAUUGUCGCGUCCUUCAACGCGCAGGACGUGUCGAACUUCCUCUGGGCGUCAGCGAAGUUGGGCUACGUGCCUGAGGAGGCGACGAUGGUGAAGCUCCGCAGGAGGACGUCCAAGAUCGCCGGGGACUUCAGCGCCCAGGGCAUCGCCAACGUGCUGUGGGCCAUGGGGACGCUAUCGAGCAGGACGGGGAGGAUGGCAGAGGAGGAGAUGGUGCGAGCCGUGUGCGCGCGAGCAUGCGAGGUGUGCGAGCAGUUCAACGGGCAGGCGGUGGCCAACAGCUUCUGGUCGCUCGCGAAGCUCGGAGCUGCGAACCAGCAGCUGGUGGUGGGGCUGACGAGAAGGAUGAUGGAGGUGGCGGAUUCGCUCAAGGCGCAGGAAUUGUCGAACAUCCUCUGGGCACACGCGCGGCUCGGGCUGACGUUCGGGGAGGAGGGGCUGCUGCUGCUGACCCGCCGGGCCUCCCGCGUGUCGCAUCUCUUCAACGGUCAGAACGUCGCCAACGCCCUCUGGGCCUUCGCCAAGUCCGGCAGGACGCCAUGCCCGCAGCUCUACCGGCAGCUCAAGGACCGCGCGCUGCAGCUAGAGGAGGAGCUGAGGCCCCAGGAGGCCUCCAGCAUGCUGUGGUCCCUCGCAAAGCUCAAGGACAGGGACGAGACGCUCGUCCUCCGCCUCCUCCGCCCCCCCCGUCGCAUCGCCAGCCUCAACGCCCAGGGAGUCGCCAACGUGCUGUGGGCGCUGGCGGCGCUGGAGGUGAAGCCCGAGGAGGAGGCGAUGGCGACGCUGAUGGCGCGAGCGGAGGCGAUGGCUCCUCAUCUCAACGACCAGGCGACGGCUGUGUGCGUGUGGUCGUUAGAGAAGCUCGGGGAGAAGAAACGAGCCUUCUCGCUCGCGUUCGGGGGGAGACGCGAGGGACUGAGGGAGAUGCCUGAGGUGAUGUAG